AUGUGUCUGGAUGGUGUUUGGAAGUAUUUAAAAGGGAAAAAGCAAACUUACAAGGAAGUGACGGAGAGUCACCACCCCCUCAUCUCCUUGGAUGGUUCCAUAAACAGAAAUGAAAUCAGUGGAUUGUACACUUCAGUUUCUUCUCCGGAUUAUGUAACCAAAGAUAACGAUUUCUGUCGUGAAAUUACAGAAUCCGAGGAAGUAAAUCUCCGAGACAUUAAUACGCCCAUAGAACAUAUACAGACUGAAGAUCCAUCUACUCAUAUUAAGGAGGAAUCGGUCUCAUGGCAAGAUGGAAAUCUUGUUGAAGCUUUCAUUUGCACAACCGAGGGAGAUACACAAAUGAACUAUACAACAAAAUGUGAAUCCACAUCAAAUGAAAAACAAAUUCCUAUAAACACUGAUAUUUAUACAGGCACAGACCAUAGACAGACAGAAUAUCCACCUGACCUUGUUAAGGUAGAAUCAGCCUCAUGUGAAAUCGGCACUCUCUCCAGUAUCAAGGUUUAUACACCCAUGGGAGAUAAACAGAUGGACUAUACAUCAAAUAAUGAAUCCGUAUCAAACAAAGAAGAAAUUCCCGGAAACAUAGACAUUUAUGCACCUACAGAACAUACACAGACAGAAUAUUCAUCUACUCUUAUUAAGGAGGAAUCAAAAAUGCUUCACUGA
This is a messenger RNA of Pelobates fuscus (common spadefoot toad), 672 nucleotides long. RefSeq lists its product as uncharacterized. Lineage: Eukaryota; Metazoa; Chordata; Amphibia; Anura; Pelobatidae. The transcript is spliced from 4 exons. The record is from RefSeq and is a predicted model, not a curated record. Bases 1 to 672 code for a protein of 223 amino acids.